Salmo salar (Atlantic salmon) is the source of this 4002-nucleotide messenger RNA. The record is from RefSeq and is a predicted model, not a curated record. Lineage: Eukaryota; Metazoa; Chordata; Actinopteri; Salmoniformes; Salmonidae.
UGUCAUUCUCAAAACUUUUGUCCACGACUGUACAGCGAUUAGUGUGCAUAAAUGUUACAAUACUUCCAAGUCCUCUCACCAUUUUUUUCUUACGGUGAACGUUUGUUGAAGGCGUCAUUCAAAUCCUGAUUUGACAACUGUUUUGUCGCUCACGUUCCUGCGGCGCAGCCCUGUAUCUCCUUCCCAUCUUCCAGCGAAACAAUUUCUAAGGAGCAUCGCAACACCUCUGCAAAGCACAUUAUGGACUUUACUGGAAACAUUUUAAUACAUCGAAACAUAUCAAAGAAGACAAGGGUGGCACACACUGAAAAUACAAUUUCUAUGUACCUUUUCCCUUCAUAGCUUAUGGAGCGAAAGCGAACUUUCAGUGGAUUUUAUGUCUUCUCCAGGCAGCCCUGACGUGGUCUCAAUGAAGAAAGAGAGAGGAGCCACUUACCAGUAUCUCAAAACACUAUCUGGAUUGUGGGAGGCAGAGAACGAGAGAGGAGAGGGAGGAAUGGAGAGAGGGAUUAGAAGCUAAUCCAGGACACGGCCAAUCCCAGAGGAGCUCCUUUUCUUCCAAGACGCAGACAAAACAGUCGCACGGAUUACUGCACUUUAGUGUAUUGCCUUUUUUUAAAAAAAAGCAUUAUCCCUUUUGUAUGGUGUUUCAUUGCCCCUAAAUGCCUGGUGUCCCGGGCCUGUGGUAAAUUUCCUGAACUCUACAACAAAGGAUAAAAGAAGACAACAGUCCCGGUGAGAGGGGAGCGAAGUGACAGGAUGUCCCAUGGACUGUGUGGUGCCACACGCAGAUAAAGCGCUUUAGUGGAGACGACAUGUGUGAACGGACCCCCUGCUCUUUCUGCUGGGUCUCAGAGGGACUGAAAGCUGACCACCCCUGUGGACGGUACAUUCAAGAUCAAACUUCUAUGAGGGAAUACUAAAACGACUGAGUGACUAGUGAGUGACAGGUUGGAGAUAUUUUCGUUGUUGAUUACAGGGGACUAUAAGGUGAGGUUGCUUUCAAAGCAGGAUUACAAAUUAGUUUCUGGAAACACUUAAUGUAUCUGAAGGGAAGAAGGACUUGAUUGAGGAGACUUGCGGCAGCCUAGAAACCUCCAUCAUUAACUGGAAGGAUCUGAGUUGUCAGUUAAGUGAUUAAGUAUCAAGUGUGUGUUUUGGUAUUUGAGUGCAGUGUGUUCAUGUGUGUAGGUGCAUUAGAGAAGAUUAUUAGCUGACAAUCAAAGGUGUCAGCCUAUUGAGUCAAUCCUCAAUAAGCCAUAUCUAAAGUGACCUGGUUGGUGAGAGAGUUGUUGUCUUGGUGUUGUCUUGGUGUUGAAGCCUGUAGUGGUGAGAAGAGAAAGCACUGGGUGAGAGUGAAGUGGUAAAUAAAGGGUGUUUUAAAGCUGACAUAAUCCCAUUACAGUUCCUUAACAAGUUAUUUAUAAUCUCCAACAAGUUUAUUGGACAGAGCACACAGGGCCAAGCAGCUUAAACAUAACCACUUUCAGAUGUAUAACACAGCCUAACUCCUAUCUACUGUACUGUGCCAAGUUGCAAAGGAAUUUUAACUAGGUUUACAGAAAACAUAAAUAUUUCUUCUCAUUUUAGGAGGAUCUCGUAAACCUCUGGCAAGCUGAUUGGUGUCUAGACGGGUGGGAUGUUGGUUAACUGUUUGUUAACAAGACCUUGGAUGGUUUUCACAGAAAGGGGUCUCUAAGUAACACUGCUGGCUGUCCAGCCUUGACAGAAGACAUUGGUGCUCAUUUUAAAGGAGGUAGGUAUAGACUUCAGUUUGGACUGAUCCUAAAAAGAGAAGAACAAGAAUAUUAUUUUUGUAAAGCCUCAUUGCUUAACUUUGAGAGGGAAGUUUAAGGACCUGUAUAUUUUUGUUGCUGAAGGGAAAGGUGCAUUUAAAUGACCUAAUUAUAGAAAUUGUUGUGCACGUCUAAGAUUGAUUUAGCUCUAGAAACGUUCACAGGUAUGAGCUUGCCAACAGAGAGAGCAUGGUAGUUAUAUUGUUAGUGUUCACAAGCAGAAACACAAGUUCAAAAUAACAGUCAGGCACUACUUCAAUCCACAAAGAGUGAAAUGUAUUUUGUCUGACAAAAUAUGAGCAUCUCUUAGUAUUCUCUCUCUUUCACUGCACAAAUACUGGAUGAGUUAUCUUUAACUGUCAGUAUAUAUUUGGAGCUGCAAGUGGAUAUAUUUUCUGAAUUGACAUUCAAAAACCCACCGUCUGGGAAAAGACCAGUGGAUCCCAAGCUCAGACCACAUAGGCUGUGGUUAUUCCAGAAUCCCUGGGAUGUGUCAUUCCUCCUCUUUUUAUUCCUCAUGACUAAAAGCUGCUGGGAAGGAGGACAGGAUUUCUUUGAGGCUGGAGUCAUUCUAAAGCACAGAAUUGGCCCUGAGAGAGAAAGCUUUGAAUGUUGACUGACUCCAUAGAUAACCAUCAUUCAACUGAAAACUUCAGUGGGACUUCCUACAGCCAAACUGCAGGUUUACGCUCAAUGAAUAGCUGGCACUUGCUGCCGUGUGGAGAAUGUAUUCCACACACUUUCUCAGCACAUACUUUGUGUUUUUCUUUUUUUUAAAGAUCCAGAAAGUUGUUUAAGUGUCUUUUAACACUCAUUUUACAUUGGAAAAGUUGACUGAUUUCUUACUGGAUUUUUAAUCCCCCUGAUUAAUUAUAUUUAAAGGGUAGUCAUCUCUGCUACCAUGAGUCUGGGAAAACUGCCAGGGAUUAAAGGCCUAGCGUCGGGCUCUCAGGGGAAAAGGCGCUUUAAGAGCGAACUCUCCGUGGACAUGAUCAGCCCACCGCUCCCAGAUUUUCGCCACACCAUGCACGUGGGCCGCGGCGGCGAUGUGUUCGGAGACACCUCCUUCCUUAGCAACCAUGGGGGCAAAGGGGAACCAGCGAGCCCCGAUUCACCCACCAGCAGCACGAAGACCACCCGCUUCUUCUCCCGCACCCUGAGGCAUGUACGCAGGUCCCCUGUGCCCCGUGCCAGGAUCGGUUCCCGUGACCUUUCACCCCCACCGCCUCCUGUCUCACCCAUCAUCAAGAACGCCAUCUCACUGCCCCAGCUGAACAUUGACAUGCCCAACGGCUACCAGAGGGUGCUGUUCCCCAGCUCAGUGAGCUCCCCAGAUACCUCCCUCUACAGCUACGGUCUGCAGUCUGGUUUCGUAACACUACCCCGCCACUCCCGCCUUGAUAAACAGCUGCAGGACGGCACCGGACUGUUCGCUCAGGACUAUCACUGUGGCUCGCUCCCUGACAACGACGGCUUCGCGCUAACGCGCUCCGACUCCUUCACCUCGUUCACAGUGGACCUUGGCCCCUCUCUCAUGAGUGAGGUUCUGGGCAUGAUUGACAGCCCCAGUUGCCUCAGUAUGCCCAAUCACAGCUGGGAGUUGGGGGAAGAGGAGGAAGAGGAGGAGCAGAGCUCUGUGUUUGAGCUGGCUGUGCAGAGCCCCAUGCUAAGCUCAUCAAACCCUUCCAUGUCAAGCACUCCGCUCAAAGUGAAUGUGAACAACAGGGGGCGCUCUUGCAGCUCAGAGUGGGCAGAGGGAGAGGAGGAGGAUGAGAGGUCUCUUAAGACGCCAGACGCAUCUAUGCGGUCUCCUACACAGGUAGAACCAGUUAUGGAAGCUGAGAGGUUCCAGAGGGCAGCUGAUGUGCUGGCGCGUCACUACGGGGGAGGCUCCUUCUCCAGGAGUCAUCGCAGCGAUUCUGCCUCCUCCUCCUCCUCCUCCCCCCUCAGCCAGCCUAAAGCCCCUUACGCCUUCCCUGAGGAAGAGGAGAUCAAAGUCUGAAACAUUUACCAAAUGUCUAUCAUUGUGAGGAGAAGAACCCUUUUGAUCAUUAGACUACUUACUGGGUGACUGGUUCUGAAUCCUUGCACUCAAGACCUUCAGAGGGAUCCAUGUUUUUCAAUAAACCUUUUACAUGAAUGAUUUGAAUUGAAAAGCUCCUCCUCAUAAUGAUAAGAGCUCUCGUCUACCAUCUAACAACUGGAU